AUGCCACCUUCCAAAAAGACUGAAAAGAAAAAGGUUAUCGACAUUGAGCAGCAUGAGUCGAGCAGCGAUGAAUCCGAUUCCGAGCAAGAGCAACAACAACAACAAAAGCAACAACCUUUGAAGCGCAAAGCCGAGGAGGAACCUGAACAGCAACAUAUGAGCAAAAAGGCCACUACCGGCAAUUCUUUGUUUGUUGGUCAAUUGAAUAAGAAGGCGACUCGACAAGAGAUCUCUGAUUUCUUUUCCCAAGCUGGUACGGUGGUGGAUGUGCGUAUGAAAAAGACCAUGAAGAACCGAGAAAACAACCCUGGUUAUUGUCAUGUGGAGAUGUCUUCGCCUGCCGAAAAGGAGGCUGCUUUACAGUUGCAUGGCACCGAUUUUCAGGGAUUCAAGCUUAACUUGGAUGAUGCUUCCAAUUUCAAACCAAAGGGCCGCCGCAAUGAUAAGCUCAGUGCACCUUCCAACACCCUCUUUGUCGCCAACUUGCCCUUUGAAGCCGAUCGCGAUUAUGUAAAGUACGUCUUUGAGAAAUUCGGUGAUAUUGAACGUGUCAGUCGCAUCAUGGCCAAGGGCUACGAUACUGGUAUUGCCUAUGUCGAGUUUAAGGACAUGAAGAAUGCCGUUACGGCUCUUCAAUCCAUGCAAGGCGAGAGUGUCAAGGGUCGUCCCAUUCGUCUUGAUUACGCCGAGAAACGCAAGAAUAACAAGCCCCAUCCUCUCAAGAAAAAGAACUUUGUCAAGGAGCAAAUGUCAUAA
This is a messenger RNA of Lichtheimia ornata, 756 nucleotides long. RefSeq lists its product as uncharacterized. Bases 1 to 756 code for a protein of 251 amino acids. Gene Ontology annotation, molecular function: RNA binding. NCBI's taxonomy places the organism in Eukaryota, Fungi, Mucoromycota, Mucoromycetes, Mucorales, Lichtheimiaceae. The record is from RefSeq and is a predicted model, not a curated record. The transcript has a single exon.